GACGGCAAUAAUCGCGAAUAAACGUAUUUGUAUUUCGAGCGCACCAGCGGAGGGUGCACAGACGCGCGAUAAAAGGUCAGUUGAGCAGCAAUAUCGGCCCGAGAAAGGUUGCGCGGUUGAGAGCAUGCAGAGCCAGCUUUGUGAAAAAAAGUGCGACUGUCAAGCGCAUUACAACGACGAGGACUAUCUCUCUGGCCUGAUGAAGAUGGAGUGCCACCAGCAGCAGGAGCCCCGUCACCCUAACGUCCUCGGGGCACUGCGGCUCUGCUACUACCUGCUGGUCCUCUCCCUACUGGGCUACUCCCUCUGGCGGAUCCACGAGAUCGAGGUGGCCCUCGGCGCAAGCGAGAGGUACACCAACAUCACGAGGCUUCUCGAGCGCGACAAUUUGGCCCGGGAGCACCCCAGGCGCGCCAGGUCCGUGGAACACCCCUCGGCGACCAACGCCCUAGGAGGCCAAGAGGACAAGGAGGGCCCUCGCGACCGGUCCAAACUACCCCUGCACGACAAGAACAACAAGCCAAAGAACAAGGAGGACUUUGUGCAGCUGGUCAACGCCCUGUUCGACCGGAUCCAGCUGAUGCACAACGACACCGACAAGUCCCACUUUGACGGCAACGUCAAGGCCCUCUUCCAAGCUUGGCUCCCGGUCUUCGACACCCUGCUACCCCGGGAGGACGACAAUCGGGCCAAGAGAUCCCUCGCGAGCACCGAGGAGGACAAGAAGACGGGUCGCCUCGGCCGGAGGAUACUGGCGAGCUCAUCCUCCGAGUCCUCGGAGUCGUCGUCCAACGAGGACAAGCCGCGGCGUCGGGGCUACGGUGCCGAGCACGAGUACUCGAGGAUACAGAUCCGUCUGAAUUCGCCCGCCCAGCGAUCUUGGGACUCGUCCUCCUCUUCGUCGUCCGAGUCGGAGGAGGAGUCGAACGAGAGGAAGAAGAGCAAGUACUUUUACGUCAUGUCGGACAAUCGCGUGUCGGGCUGAGGUGUUUACUGACGCGUCACUGAUCGAUACGCCAUUCGUGCGCGACACCCCCGCCAAAUCAUUUUACAUACACAUACCUGUCUAUAUAUUACCCUUCGUUUCCGAUGUUAUUCAUAUAGUCUUUUUGUCCGGGAUAACGAAAAGUCAUUGUGUAACGAUUUGUGUCUGUGCAGGCUCGCGUGAGAGGUGCACCGAAACGCCACGUAACUUCCUCCAUUAGUCGGGCAGAAAAUCACGCGGACGCGUCGUCAAUGUUUAUGCCUCGUGACUAAAUUUAAGCGCUUCUCGCGUGUCCGAUCGAUGGAAGCUCGAUUGGUUUUCCUUUUUUCUUUUUUUUUUUCCUUUUUUUUUCCCCCCCUCGCCGGCAAUCGUACCGAACAAAUCAAAGUCCUUCGGGAAGGUUAAAUCGUGGCUCUGGGCGUGAAUAAUGGAGAGAAACUUUGACGGGGUGAGUGCUGGCCUUUUCAUUCUCAAUGUCCUCCCAUCUCCGCGCAGGUGGCAUUUUGUGUACCAUUUAAUAAAGCAUUGGCGUGAAAAACGCGUACCCAUCA
Molecule: messenger RNA, 1536 nt
Organism: Copidosoma floridanum
Lineage: Eukaryota; Metazoa; Arthropoda; Insecta; Hymenoptera; Encyrtidae
Source: RefSeq, a predicted model, not a curated record